Thalassophryne amazonica is the source of this 768-nucleotide messenger RNA. RefSeq names its product SLC35A4 upstream open reading frame protein-like. The transcript has 3 exons. Bases 80 to 391 code for a protein of 103 amino acids. NCBI's taxonomy places the organism in Eukaryota, Metazoa, Chordata, Actinopteri, Batrachoidiformes, Batrachoididae. The record is from RefSeq and is a predicted model, not a curated record.
CAACUGCAGACCUAACCAAUCGAUCUGAAUCACACCUUCAGUCUUAUGAGCGGAGCACCGAUCUUCCUCCUGCGCAAACAUGGCGAAUGAUAAGGAUCCUUUGAAACAGUUGAAACAUUUGACACAGCUCAGAAAUCAGUUGCAGGAAAUCCAGAGACAAGUAGAGAGUGAAGUUUCUGUUGGGAUUCCUCACGGCAGUACUGUGUUGGGAUCUCCAUUUUUCAAGGGUUUUCUGGCUGGUUACGUGGUGGCUAAGCUGCGCUCAUCAGCUGUCGUAGGCAUGAUACUUGGAACAGUCACUGGAAUGUAUGUGGCACAAAACUACCAAGUGCCAAACAUUGAAAAGACUUUCAAAGAGUAUAUGAACAAUGUGAAAAAGGCACCAAAGUAAUGUUUGAUUGAAAGUUAAAAUUCAUGGUGUUUCGCUUGUGAUACACAGAUGGAACUGUUGACUCGUGCUGAAAGCUGGAGUAAAGAUGAUUAACUGGAACUCAAAGUGAAAGACUGGCAUUUUAAUUUUUUAUGCAAACAUAAAAGUAUGUUGUUUCUGUUCUACUUGCAAUUUUUGGCUGUUAACACUUGAUGUAAGAAUCUGUGCCUACACAAUGUUAAGGUUUGGUCCCUAACGUUUAAUAAUUUAUUACUAUUAUUGUUGUUGUUGUUGUUAUUAUCUGAUUUGGGUUUUCAUUCAGUCGUGUAAAGUAGAAACAAUUCCUGUAAAUGUUACACCUACGUUGCAUUGUUAAGCAGUAAAUACAAGUUGGAAUA